Molecule: messenger RNA, 2007 nt
Organism: Ixodes scapularis (black-legged tick)
Lineage: Eukaryota; Metazoa; Arthropoda; Arachnida; Ixodida; Ixodidae
Exons: 2
Coding region: 178-1359 (393 amino acids)
Biological process (GO): retrotransposition
Cellular component (GO): ribonucleoprotein complex
Molecular function (GO): single-stranded RNA binding
Source: RefSeq, a predicted model, not a curated record
UCCUUCAAGAACUACGCCGAUGACAGCGAGCUCCCGUGUGUUUUGGCGGCCGCUGGAACAUUUCCGCCGGUGUUAUCUACAACUUUGUAUGAAGCACCAUCGUCAUCGACAGGGGCAAAGUUUUCCUGCACCGCCCCUUUCGUCGUCGUACUCAGUGGGCGAGACAGCACUGCAACGAUGCGGCCACGGCUAAACCAGCUCUUGUUUGCUAUCCAGGUCCUUGCAUCCUGGACUGUGUGGCCCGUCAACGAAUGCGGGGAAUCAUCAUGUGACAGUCAUCGCAUUUUCAACGCAACGUCCUUCAAGAACUACGCCGAUGACAGCGAGCUCCCGUGUGUUUUGGCGGCCGCUGGAACAUUUCCGCCGGUGUUAUCUACAACUUUGUAUGAAGCACCAUCGUCAUCGACAGGGGCAAAGUUUUCCUGCACCGCCCCUUUCGUCGUCGUACUCAGUGGGCGAGACAGCACUGCAACGAUGCGGCCACGGCUAAACCAGCUCUUGUUUGCUAUCCAGGUUGGUAAAACUCCUUCCUUUACUAGUGUGAAAAGCAAUUAUGUCUGUCUUGUAGUGCUGCCUCGCCCAGGAGCUUUAUUGGAGUGUGUUGCCGCCUGUUUUGAUUCACUCUGCUUCCUCGUUCUUCUUUUGAGCGGGGAUGUGGAACUCAACCCUGGCCCGCUGACGGAAGUUCAGUUGGCAGCGAUUCUUGAUGGCCAGAGGACGCUAAACAACAGCAUAUCAGAAAUUAAAAGUAAACUUGACGAACACAUUAGACAAACAGAAUCAAGGCUAUCCUCAAUAGAAACUAAAGUUGAGUGUCUCUCAAAAUUAGAGCCUGACCUUAAGAGAUGCGAGAAUUAUGUCCAGCAUUUAGGAAGAAACGUCACUGCAAUGGCUGCAAGGGUUGACGCCCUUGAAAACCGGAGCCGGCAUAACAACCUCAUUAUUUACGGUGUGGCGGAAGACUCUACUGAAUCACCCGUUUCGUUGAACCAGAAAGUGGUUACCGAAAUUUUUGACAAGAAGCUAGGCGUGAAGGUAUCAACGAUAGAAAAAAUACACAGGCUCGGAAGGCAUCUGGACAAUAAAACACGACCAAUAUUAAUACGCUUUUCUUCUCUAGACGAAAAAGCUGCACUUUUGAAGAACGCGUUUAAAUUAAAGGGUACAACGGUGUCUCUGUCGAACGACUACUCAAUAGAAGUAAGAGAAAAGCGCCGCCAUCUUUGGACAUACGCAAAAGCUAGAAGGGAAGAAGGUAUCAGCAAAGUAAAUCUAACGAACGAUAAGCUUGUAAUUAAUGGGAAAAUGUUUACUUGGAACAGUGAAAGAGAGGAGGUUGUACCUGUGCAACGUAACUGACGUCAAACGAAUUCAAAGAAAGCGGUGCAAAAGGAUAUCACUGUGAUGGUCGUGAAUUGCAGAAGCGUAAAAAAUAAAGUAGAAGAAUUAUCGGGUUUAAUCCUAUCUGUUCAAGCCGAUAUCAUUCUCGGCACUGAAUCAUGGCUUGACGACUCUAUCUUAGAUCAUGAAGUAUUCCCUAGAUGCUUUAACGUCUACAGAAAGGAUAGGUCGUUACACGGGGGAGGGGUUUUUCUGUUGGUUAACAAUAAUUUGCAAAGCCACCAACUCGAUCUAGCUGAAAACAUAGAAUCCGUAUGGUGUCGGGUCAGGCUGCCCAAUAACCUAUGUUUUACCGUAGGAGUUUUCUACAGGCCUCCAAAUUCUGAUUCUACUUGUAUAGACACCCUAAACGAAAUAGUUUCUAGUGUUACCAAUGAAUGUGUGGUACUUGGUGGCGAUUUUAAUCUGCCAGACUUGACAUGGAGCGAUGACGGGUGUGCCUGUAAAACAAUGACUCGACUUAAUAUUGAUAUGAAGUGCAUGGUUGAUAGUCUAGGUUUUACCCAGCAUGUACUUGUACCUACGCGCGGACACAACAUACUCGACUUGUUGUUGUGCAAUCAUCCCGACAUUGUUAAACGAAUCGAUGUCAUACCGAGCAUAAGC